Oldenlandia corymbosa var. corymbosa is the source of this 429-nucleotide messenger RNA. The record is from the annotation of a GenBank genome assembly. NCBI's taxonomy places the organism in Eukaryota, Viridiplantae, Streptophyta, Magnoliopsida, Gentianales, Rubiaceae.
AUGGAAUGUCCCGCAAUUCUUAAGCUGAAACUGAUAAUCGAGAUGGGGAGGAUAUUCAUGGUAGAUCUGGAAGGCAGAACAUACAGGUGCAAGUUUUGCAAAACCCACCUGGCCCUUGCUGAUGAUCUUGUCUCUAGGGCAUUUCAUUGUCGCAGAGGAAAAGCAUACCUCUUCAACAAAGCUGUGAAUAUAACGAUCGGACCCCAUGAGGAGAGACUGAUGCUCUCUGGAAUGCACACGGUGGCUGAUAUAUUUUGCUGCUGCUGCGGCCAAAUAGUUGGAUGGAAAUAUGAAGCUGCACAUGAGAAAAGUCAGAAAUACAAGGAAGGAAAAUUUGUACUUGAAAGAGGAAGGAUUGUGGAUGGUUCGGAUUCGGAAUUCUUCAUCGACACUCGCCCAAGCAUGAGUGAUGAUGCUGAAGAUGCAUAG